Molecule: messenger RNA, 1704 nt
Organism: Cercospora beticola
Lineage: Eukaryota; Fungi; Ascomycota; Dothideomycetes; Mycosphaerellales; Mycosphaerellaceae
Gene: SEC20
Product: Sec20p
Biological process (GO): retrograde vesicle-mediated transport, Golgi to endoplasmic reticulum
Cellular component (GO): SNARE complex; endoplasmic reticulum
Molecular function (GO): SNAP receptor activity
Source: RefSeq, a predicted model, not a curated record
CGUUAAUGGCAGACGCCAAAGUUGGCACAGACAGCAGCGACAGUUCGUAGCGCAAGAGGACGGACCAUUUUCACAUGCGAACCGCGAGUGAAGACCAUGCACCCUCCAUAGACACCGCGCCUCUAUCACCUCCCCUCCACCCUGCACCCCUCAGCGAUACGAUACGUCAUCUGGGCGACAGAAACAUACCGACACUUCCACCAUGGAUGCUGCCCAGCUGUCAACCCAGCUUCAUGCUCUCUCCGACUCGAUAAAAGCGACCAACUCCCUCAUCAACAAGCUUGCCAAGCUCCAGUUCCAGCCCGGCUCCGAACCUCUAGAAGGCGAAAGCGUGGUACGGAUCGAACUUGCCCAGGAUAUACACGAUAGCCUCAAGCAACUAGAAGAAGAGCUCGAAUUCCUGCACCAAGAGGCCGAAGACUACAAGGCACAAUCGUCACAACGGAAACGACGUGACUCCCGAGCGGGCGAAGAAGCGCGUCUCGCCGCAAAAGUUGCACGAAUAGGCGAAGAACUUCUCCAUUCGAGACAACAGUUCCGAAACGCACAACUAGCUGCGAAGCUUGCCAGCGAGAAAGCAAAGCGGGAAGAACGAGAAGCGCUGUUGGACAUAUACCGAAGAGAAGCAGAUCAUCUCGAUACACCGCCCGGAGAAGCAGCGGACGGUACGAAAUUGAGUGCCACAGAAGGACUAUUUGCACGCAGGAGUAAACAUCAACAACAGAAGCAACUGUCCAAGGAUCAGCUAUUAGUGAACGCCACGACCGACGUAACAGCUGCCUUACGAAGAACGCACCAACUGCUCAGCACCGAGCUAGAUCGCUCACGUUUCGCGCAGGAAACAUUUGAGGAAUCAACAGCUGCUUUGAGGAACUUGAGCGAGGAUUACAGCAAUCUCGACACUAUCCUCAGCACUUCGCGUAACCUCCUCGGAACUCUCUUGAGGAGUCAAAAGAGCGACACGUGGUACCUCGAAACAGCCUUUUACAUCCUCAUCGGCACAUUGGUCUGGCUGGUAUUUCGCCGGCUCGUAUACGGACCAUUCAUCAAACUACCGCUGUGGUUCUUGAACUUUUCCAUCUUUCUCGCCAAGUGGAUCUUCUUUAAACCCCUCUUCGCUAUCCUCGGAUCAAUAGGCCUCGCCUCGAGAUCCAGCGCCUCUACAACAUCCGCACUCUCCUCAAGCAUCGCAGCAUCAUCUUCAACUCGUCCUCCACUCAUUGUGCAACCCAGCGCACAAGGUCAAGCGGAACCCCUUCCCUCAGACUUCCGCGAGCGCAUCAAAUCAGGCGGAGUCCGAGCCGGUGCAGGUGGAGCAGGUGCGAAGGUCGGCAAAAGUCCAGAACUCGAGCGUAAGCAGCAGCAGCAGCAGCAAAUUCUCGACGACGAACUGAGUGAAAGCAUCGGCAAAAUGGCUGAAGAAAGUGGAAAGCAGAAUCAGCAAGGACACCAAGAAGAGGAGAAUGUGGUAAGAAGAGGUGAUGGAACGAUCCUGAGGGACCGAGGGGAAGACGAGCCGAAGAACCCGAAGAAGAAGAAUUUCGAGGCCGAUGUUGAGGAUCAGAAGCAGGAAGAGGCUACGAAAGAGAAGGCGAGGACGAAGAGGGACGAGUUGUAGUAGCAGUUCAUAGUUUAUGAACGACGACAUGCGAUGGCCCAUGUCGCUAUUCUCUGUCCGCCAUAUGUUCGGCUCCGAACUAUAUC